AUGACUACCUACCACGGACAGUGCCACUGCGGCCAGACCAAGUGGAACGUCAAGCUCGAGACUGACCAGGCCAACCACAUCCUCUGCCACUGCGACACCUGCAAGUCCUUGUCCGGCGGCGCCUACACCCUCAACCAGAUCAUCCCUCGCUCCGCGCUCCAGUUCACCCAGGGCGGUGACAGCCUCAAGUCCUACACCUACACGGGCGAGUCCGGCAAGCCUGUCAACUGCUACUACUGCCCCAACUGCACCACACACCCCUACCACCACCAGACCGCCCUCGGCGAGGACAAGAUUGUCCUCCGUACCGGCCUGCUCGAGGAGAUGCGCUCCUUCAAGCCUGCUGCUGAGAUCUUCGGCAAGGCUAAGCUUGACUGGGAGAAGGAGGUCGCUCAGACCUUCGAGACUCUUCCUCCUCAGUAA
Aplosporella prunicola CBS 121167 is the source of this 423-nucleotide messenger RNA. RefSeq lists its product as uncharacterized. NCBI's taxonomy places the organism in Eukaryota, Fungi, Ascomycota, Dothideomycetes, Botryosphaeriales, Aplosporellaceae. The record is from RefSeq and is a predicted model, not a curated record. Bases 1 to 423 code for a protein of 140 amino acids. Gene Ontology annotation, molecular function: carbon-sulfur lyase activity. The transcript has 2 exons.